AUGGCCGCGUCGGUGCAGUGCAGCAACACAAAGCUGGUGGUGUGGGGACUCGUCCUCGUCAUCCUUUCUAUUCUCAGCAUGCUGGUGGGAGUUGUGAAAGGCGCCCAUUGGCCCAUGGUGGUCUGUGCAUCGGUGUCUGUGCUCCUUUUCCUGCUGUUGUUCGUCGUCGUGUUCACGAAGACAGCUGCACAGGCACGACCCGACACUGCCGAUGCCAUGGAGAUGCAGAAAGAGCAGCAUUGCGUUUGGGCAGCUUGCAAGUUCGGAGAACUGGAAGCUUGCACCCGCCCGGUCUUCAGCCUCCUGUUGGUCAAGAACGACCCUGGCCCUAGCGACUCCAGCGACCUCGACAACAUCGUUACCUGGACCACGCUCACCACGGUUGGGCACAGGCUGACUGGGGCCAUCUCUUGUCAAAGGGCUUGUGCCUGUUGCUUGGAAGACUAUCACAUGGACAGCGAUGUUGCUCUCCUUCCCUGUGGCCACAUCUAUCACCAGGAGUGCAUCGCUCGCUGGUGCGUAGCAUCGGGGAAGGCAGCAUCAUGCCCCACUUGCCGAACAUCUUUCGAUCAAGUGUCAGAGACGAUCAUGGCAAUUUAG
This is a messenger RNA of Symbiodinium sp. CCMP2456, 600 nucleotides long. Lineage: Eukaryota; Dinophyceae; Suessiales; Symbiodiniaceae. The record is from the annotation of a GenBank genome assembly.